Messenger RNA from Fusarium coffeatum, 3279 nucleotides. RefSeq lists its product as uncharacterized. NCBI's taxonomy places the organism in Eukaryota, Fungi, Ascomycota, Sordariomycetes, Hypocreales, Nectriaceae. The transcript is spliced from 4 exons. Bases 1 to 3279 code for a protein of 1092 amino acids. Gene Ontology annotation, biological process: calcium ion transmembrane transport; intracellular calcium ion homeostasis. Gene Ontology annotation, cellular component: plasma membrane. The record is from RefSeq and is a predicted model, not a curated record. Gene Ontology annotation, molecular function: P-type calcium transporter activity; ATP hydrolysis activity; ATP binding.
AUGGGUAACAGCAAAGCGCAGGAUGCCGCCGUUGACAACCAUGUCUCGGGUCAGAGCAACGAGCCCAUGAGCCGCCCAGCUCACGCCUUGACUUUUGAUCAGGUUGUCCAGGAGCUUCAGACUGAUACCAUGCACGGUCUCACAUCUGCUGAAGCCAAAGCUCGACAUGAAAAGUUCGGCAACAACGAUCUUGGUGACGCCGAUGGUGUUCAGCCCCUCAAGAUCAUCAUUGCCCAGGUCGCAAACGCCAUGACAUUGGUGCUUAUUCUUGCCAUGGCCGUUUCUUUCGGUAUCAAGUCUUGGAUUGAAGGCGGUGUCGUCGCCUUCAUCAUUGGUCUCAACGUCACCGUCGGUUUCUUCCAGGAAUACUCUGCCGAGAAGACUAUGGAUUCGCUCCGAAACAUGUCUUCUCCCACCGCUAGUGUUGUCCGUGAUGGAGACGCCAAGGUUAUUCCUUCCGUCGAGGUCGUCCCCGGUGAUCUUGUGGAAAUCAAGACCGGAGACACCAUCCCUGCUGAUGUCCGACUGAUUGAGGCGGUUAACUUUGAGACUGAUGAGGCUAUGUUGACUGGUGAGUCUCUUCCCGUUCGAAAGAACGAGGAUGAGGUUUUCGAGGACAACUGCGGACCUGGUGAUCGUAUCAACGUUGCCUACAGCUCCUCCACCGUUACCAAGGGUCGCGCCAAGGGUAUUGUCUUUGCUACUGCUACUUCCACUGAGAUUGGUGCUAUCGCUGCCGCCCUCCGAAAGAAGGACAGCAAGGUCCGUCCUGUCAAGCGUAAGCCUGACGGUUCUGCUAAGCCUCACCGAUACCUCGAAGCCUACACUCUCACCACUACCGACGCUAUUGGCCGUUUCCUCGGUGUCAACGUCGGCACACCUCUCCAGAAGAAGCUGUCCCGACUGGCAAUCUACCUCUUUGGUACCGCUGUUAUCUGUGCUAUCAUCGUCCUUGCCGCCAACAACUUCAACGCCUCCCAACAGGUUAUCAUCUAUGCCGUUGCUACUGGUCUGUCUAUGAUUCCUGCCAGUUUGGUCGUCGUCUUGACUAUCACCAUGGCUGCCGGAACUAAGCGUAUGGUUGAGCGUAAUGUCAUUGUUCGAAACCUCAAGGCUCUUGAGGCCCUUGGUGCUGUUACCGAUAUUUGCUCCGACAAGACUGGUACUCUUACCCAAGGUAAGAUGGUUGCUCGUGGUGCCUGGACUCCUGGAAUGGGAACCUACCUUAUCGAGAACGCUACCGAGGCCAACAACCCCACCAUUGGUGAACUUCGCUGGUCCCGCAAGCAGCCUCACCAGCUUCCCCUCAAGGCCGGCGGUGAUGAGUGUGGUGUCGUUUCUCCCAUCAGUGAGCUCCUCUCCCAGAGCAAGUCCGGUCUUACCAAGUUCCUCGAAGUUGCUUCUCUUGCCAACCUUGCCACCGUCAACGAGAAGAACGGUGAAUGGCACGCCCGUGGUGACCCUACCGAAAUUGCUAUCCAGGUCCUUGCCUCUCGCUUCGACUGGAACCGUCUCAAGCUCACCAGCCACGAUGGUGCCAACCAGUACAGUGAGAUCGCCGAGCUUCCUUUCGACUCUGAUGUCAAGCGCAUGUCUGUCAUUAUGAAGGAUAACCGAUCCAGCCAACUCUUUGCCUUCACCAAGGGUGCCGUCGAACGUGUCAUUGGUGCUUGUACUACUUACUGCCCUGAGGACAACGAGGAGCAGGUCCCCAUGACCGAGGAGUUCAAGGAGGAGAUCCUCCGCAACAUGGAGUCUUUCGCCGGUAUGGGUCUUCGUGUCCUUGCUCUUGCUUCCAAACCCUACUCUGUCGACAUGAAGAAGGGUGACGAGGUUGACCGUACUACUGUUGAGUGUGAUCUCGUCUUCCGUGGUCUUGUUGGUCUUUACGAUCCUCCCCGUCUUGAGUCUGCUCCUGCCGUCCGUGCUUGCCACCAGGCUGGUAUCUCCGUCCACAUGCUUACUGGUGACCACCCCGAAACCGCCAAGGCUAUUGCUAUUGAGGUCGGUAUCCUCCCCAGCCGCAUGGAUAUGGUUGCUGAGGACACUGUCGCUACCAUGGUUAUGACUGCUACCACCUUCGAUGGUCUUACCGACGACGAGGUCGACCAGCUUCCUUUCCUCCCUCUUGUCAUCGCCCGAUGUGCUCCUCAGACCAAGGUCCGCAUGAUUGAAGCUCUUCACCGCCGUAAGAAGUUCGCUGCUAUGACUGGUGAUGGUGUUAACGACUCUCCCUCUCUCCGCCGUGCUGAUGUUGGUAUUGCCAUGGGUCAAGCCGGUUCCGAUGUCGCCAAGGAUGCUUCCGAUAUUGUUCUCAGUGACGACAACUUCGCUUCUAUCGUCGCCGCUAUCGAGGAAGGUCGCCGUAUCUUCGACAACAUCCAGAAGUUCAUUCUCCACGUGCUCGCCACCAACGUCGCCCAGGCUAUUGUUUUGCUUGUCGGUCUUGUCUUCAAGGAUGACUCUGGUCUCUCCGUCUUCCCUAUCGCCCCCGUCCAGAUCAUGUGGAUCAUCAUGGCUACCUCUGGUCUUCCUGACAUGGGUCUCGGUUUCGAGCGUGCCGUCGCUGGUAUUAUGGAACGACCCCCCGUCUCUCUCAAGACUGGUGUUUUCUCCGCCGAGUUUCUUGUCGACACGACCGUCUAUGGUAUUUGGAUCGCUGCCCUUUGCCUGAGCACUUUCGUCCUCCGCAUGUACGCCUUUGGCGAUGGUAACCUCGGUACCGAAUGCAACGACCGAUACAGUGACAGCUGUGAGACCGUGUUCAAGGCUCGUGCCACCACCUUUGCUUGUCUUACCUGGUUCUCCCUCUUCCUUGCCUGGGAGAUGAUUGACAAGCGACGAUCUUUCUUCCGCAUGCAGCCCGGCUCCAAGCUCUACUUCACUCAGUGGAUGCACGACAUCUGGCGCAACCAGUUCCUCUUCUGGGCCAUUAUCCUCGGUGUCGUCACCCUCUUCCCUAUCCAGUAUAUCCCCGUCAUCAGCGACACCGUCUUCAAGCACAAGGGUAUUACCUGGGAGUGGGGCAUUGUCUUCAUCGCCGCCGCCCUCUUCUUCAGUGGUAUCGAGGCCUGGAAGUUCGCCAAGCGUGUCUUCUUCCGUCGCCAGGCUCGCAAGUCCCAGGGCACUGACUGGAAGGAUAUGGAUCUCGAGCAGCGCACUUUCGGCGAGUACAUGACUCCUGACUCCAGCGAGGCCAGCGUCCGCCACGAUGCUGAGAAGGUUGGCAACGCUACCCAGCGCCCCAACGCUGACGCCCACAACGAGAAGAAGGCGUAA